AUGUGCAGACUGUUUAAAGCAAUCGUGCUCUGUUCUGUGCUGGAAUUGACCGCGGUGUUAGGCUUUGUAUUAAAUGAAAAUGCAAACGUAAACAUAGGUACGGAAUCUCUUUUGGAGACGCUGAGGAACAUCCGAGACAAUGAAGAGUUGGCAAUAAAACCGGAAGAUUUGCGAGCGCACAUAGUCCAACAGACCCACGCACAGACGGACAUCCACUCGCCGUCCGUGGGAUUCAUGAUCGGGGUCUUCGAGCAGCUUCUUCAGGGCGACAAGAUGGCGACCGUUCUAGGUCACACAGACGCACAUACAACUCACAGGCUCCAUCAGGCCGACACUGUUCGCAGCUUUAGUACCAUACGUCUGGAAGACGAGAGCGUGGGUUUCAACAUACCGCCACUCCCGAACCACGAAACUAUCAGGUUGAUGGAGUUGCGUUUCCUUGGCAACGGGUUCACAGAGAAACGUCGACGUAUGACACUCAGGGUGCGCAAGAACAACAAACUAAUUCAUAAAUACAAAAUGUUCAUGAAACGCGGGAAAUCAAAGUUUGUUUUACCCGAAAGUGCGGCGUCUAUAGUAGAAGAUUACAAAGGAAACAUGUCAGUUAAAUUGGUGAUACAAAACUUAAGAGACAUGGCCAAUUUGGAGCCCAUUCUCGUGAUUUACUCAAAUGACAAUGGCCUAAUGAAAUCUGCAAUGAAAUCUUUAACGCAAAACUCAAAUGAUGAUACAAAGUUAAAUACUGCGUCGUCAACCCACAGGCGAUACAGAAGGUCAAGUUCAAGACAGGAGAAGAAACGUCGACGAAAACCUUGGCAGGGAAAGGUUGACAAUGCUGAGGUGUGUAAAUUAAAUGACUUUAAGGUAAACUUCGAUUUAAUCGGCUGGGGACCUUGGAUUAUUCAUCCAAAAAAGUUUAAUGCGCGUGCGUGUUACGGACAGUGUCCAGAACCCAUGGGUUCGGAAUACACGCCAAACAAUCACGUGAUGUUACAAACUUUGAUGCGUUUGAAACGCCCCCUUGCUGCGCCGGCACCUUGUUGCGUAGCAACUAAAAUGCGCCCUCUAAGCAUGUUAUAUUUAGAAUAUGACGACGUCGUCGUACGUCAUCACGAGGACAUGAUAGCAGCCGAAUGCGGGUGCAGAUAAUAGUUUCUAUGCAAACACAUUAACAAAUCAAGUUGUGCAAUGUUUUUUUUACUUACUUAUUGCUUGUCAAAAUAUACAUUUAAAUGUAUCAGUGUCAUAUAACAUUAUCAUCUUUCAUUGUGAAAAAACAAAACAAAUCCGCGUGUCUGGUGUAAUAACAGAAAAGCGCUGACCACAUCCGACUUGUGACAUGUAUACAUAAAACCUCAUGUUCGCUAGUAACGUUUGUAUACAACUAUAGUUGGCAGGUCACGUAACAAGUGCUAUCCAUUGUAUUGUUUUAUAUACUCAUUCUGUGUAAUAAUUGCUUGCCAUAAUAAAAUAAAUU
This is a messenger RNA of Mya arenaria, 1477 nucleotides long. RefSeq names its product nodal homolog 4-A-like. The transcript has 2 exons. Gene Ontology annotation, cellular component: extracellular region. NCBI's taxonomy places the organism in Eukaryota, Metazoa, Mollusca, Bivalvia, Myida, Myidae. Bases 1 to 1149 code for a protein of 382 amino acids. Gene Ontology annotation, molecular function: growth factor activity; type I activin receptor binding; cytokine activity. Gene Ontology annotation, biological process: SMAD protein signal transduction; BMP signaling pathway. The record is from RefSeq and is a predicted model, not a curated record.